GUGGCGCCAAAGCUUGACAACAAAGCGGCGGUGUGCUGCCUCCAACCAACGGGCGCUAAACUAAAGUCCCCAAAAGCGUCUUAAACGUCGUGAUAAAUGUACGUCUCUGAAACAGUUGACGGGUUUAAAGAGGAGUUCUAAUAACCGGUCCGUUACUUUUAUAAAUGUCAUCAUGGCUUCGAAGAGCGACCAACUCCUCGUCGUUGUGUCCAUCCUGGAAGGUCGCCACUUCCCCCGGAGCCCCCGCCUCAGCCUGGUGGUGCGGGCGAGCUUCGACGGCGAGCAGCUGGCCACGGACCCCGUGGAGCACCGGGACCAGCCGCUCUUCAGCACCGAGCUGGCCUGGGAGCUGGACCGCCGGACGCUGCACCAGCACCGACUGCAGAGAACUCCCAUCAAGCUUCAGUGUUUCGCCGUGGACUCGGAGACCAAGAGGAGCGAGAGCGUGGGCUACGUGGUCCUGGACCUCCGGUCCGUGCACGAGGCCCAACAGGAGCCUCGCUGGUUCCCGCUGCUGAGCAGCCGGUACACCAAACUGAGGCCGGCGCUCCUCGUGGGCGCCGCGCUGGAGAGCGACGCCAAGCCCGCCGAACCCUCGCCCGAUGGGUUCAAGGCCAAGAAGGCCCCGCCCAGACGAGGAGCUCCGGCUGCCAGCGAGCUGCUGCCGGCCCGGCUGGAGGCCCGGCUGGAGGCCACGCUGGUCCCAGAGCAGGGCUUCCACCAGGUCGGCCCCGCUGACCUCUGCUCCGACAUGUUCGUGCUGUCCGUCACCGUGGCCUUCGCUACCAAACUGGAGCAGUUGAUCCCCAGCACCACCAGGCUGUCGGCGGAGGGGUCGGGCUUCUUCUUCUACUACUCGCUGCUCGGGAACGACAUCACCAGCGAGCCCUUCGGCAGCCUGCUGAGCCCCGACUUCGAGCCGGAGCGCGCCUCUGUGCGCAUCCGCAGCAGCAAGCAGGUCCUACGCGCCUUCCUGUCCCAGCAGCCCGCUCUACAGAUCCACCUUUGCUGUGGGACUCGCUCCCUGGGGGGCACGGACGUCCCCCUCGCCGCUCUCUCUGCCGUGUGCGAGGACCUGGAGAACAAGGCGGCCACGGUGGAGGGGGCGUUUGUGCUGCAACCCCCCGAACGCAGCAAUCGGGCGCCGUCGGCUCUGCCCGCCGACCUGCAGCCGACUGUGGGGGUGGCGGUCACUUUGAGGAGGGAGGAGGUCACACUCAAGUCUUUAGGGACUAAAGAAGCUCGCUCCGACCCUCCGGCUGCAGAGAGGCCUCCGAGUUCACCUCCUACUCGACCGCCUUCAGGUCCUCCUCCUCUUCCUCCUCCUUCCUCUCACACAGAGAGCGAGGCGGAGAGCCUGCUGGAGGAGCUUCCUGUGCAGCAGCAGCAGGGUCGGACCGAGGCUGCGGCGGAAGGCGGAGCUUCAUCCGUCAGCGUCUCCGCCCCCAAAGUGUCCGUCCCCUCCUCCGCCCACCACUACUGCUUCUCUCUGGACCUCCGCGGCUUGAGAAACCUCAGCCCCACGCACGCCAUCGCCGCCACGCUCAGAUAUUCGUACCACUUCUUCGGCAGCGCGGCGCCCAUCAUGACCCGCCCCCCCCUGGAGCUGCAGAGGAACGCCGAGGCGUCUCCGCCUCAGUCCUACUGCGCCUUCGACUUCGCCGCUCUGCCGCAGCAGCUGCAGGACACCUUCCUCAGAGUUCCUCUGGUGGUGGAGGUCUGGCACAGAGACUCCACCAGCGGGGACCAGCUGAUUGGACGAGCCUCCCUCCAGCUGUCCCCCCUGCUGAGCUGCGAGAGGACCCGACUGCUGUCGGCGGCGGGGGAGCCGAGCUGGAGGCAGACUCACCAGGACCGGGUCGCCGUGGUCGCGGCACAGCGGGCCAGCGAGAAGGUGGCGGAGUUGAGCUACGUGGCGACGCUGGAGGACUUCGGGUUGGUUAAAGCCAGAGAAGUCGUCGUGGUCGACUCCUCACAGAGUGAACCUGCGGCCCCCGCACAGCCGGCCCCCCACCCUGCGGCGCCCGGCCCCAGCGUGGCCCCCAGAGACACGCUGGAGUACCGCACGGCGCUGGAGCUGGAGCUGUGGAAGGAGGAGCAGGAGGACCUGUUCGACGACCAGUUGAGGAGGAAGGAGCUGAGCCACAUGAAGGCUCUGGCCCUGGAGUGGAGGAGGCGGGACGGGGAGAGAGAAGCUCUGGUCCAGAAGAAGGAGGCGGAGUUUAACGCGCUGGAGGAGACGCUGCAGAGGACUCUGUCCGACCUGGAGACCCGAGAGAAGCAGCUGGCUGAAGCCGAGCUGGAGACCCGGCGGCUGCAGAAGGAGCUGCAGGCCGAACACGACCUCGCCCACAGGGAGCUGCAGGAGGCCGGCAGGAGGCUGCAGCAGGACUGUGACCACCGGGUGGCGCUGGAGAAGGACAAAGUGCGACAGGUGGAGGAGGAGCGAGUCCGCCUGCUGCAGCAGAUGUCAGAUGCAGAUGCUCGCUACAAACAGCUGGAGAAAGAGUUCCAGAUGUUCAGAGAGCAGCAGAACGUGAGGCCGGAGUUCAGACUGCAGUCAGAGGUCAACCUGCUCACUCUGGAGAAGGUGGAGCUGGAGCGGAAGCUGGAGUCCACCACCAAGUCCAAGCUGCACUACAAGCAGCAGUGGGGGCGGGCCUUAAAGGAGCUGGCCAGGUUCAAGCAGCGGGAGCAGGAGAACGCCAUGACGCGUCUGAAGAAGCAGCAGGCGGAGCUGGAGGCCAUGAGGCUGCGUUACCUAGCAACCGAGCAGAAGGAGGCGGUCCAACUGGAGAGGCGGGAGCUGGACGACAUCAAGAACCAACUCAACAGAUUGAAGCAGCAGGAGGACAGCUUAGGCCCCGCCCCCUCUUCGGCAGGCCCCGCCCCCACACGUAGCCCAAACGAGGGCGCCGAGGAGCACCUGAGCCGCCUGCUGGAGGAGAGAGACACUCUGCUGAGGACCGGCGUCUACACCCACGAGGACCGGAUCAUCUCCGAGCUCAACAGGCAGAUCCAGGGGGCCAUGAGGGAGGGGGCGGGGCUCUGAGAGGGCGGGGCCAUGAGGGAGGGAGGAGGCGGGGCUCUGAGGCGUGUUUUUAUUAUUACUAUUAUGUGUUAAGUUAUUCGUGGGCUUUGAUCCUUUGUGCAGAACGGAAAGAUUUCAGAUUUGAUGCUGUGAAACAUUUAUUUUUAUCAUCAGAACAAACGGAUUUCUAAGUUUGUCCUCAAUAAAUUAUUUUUGGGAA
Pungitius pungitius (ninespine stickleback) is the source of this 3251-nucleotide messenger RNA. It is a transcript of the gene cep120, whose product is annotated as centrosomal protein 120. Bases 173 to 3052 code for a protein of 959 amino acids. Gene Ontology annotation, biological process: interkinetic nuclear migration; centrosome cycle; positive regulation of centriole elongation. The record is from RefSeq and is a predicted model, not a curated record. Lineage: Eukaryota; Metazoa; Chordata; Actinopteri; Perciformes; Gasterosteidae. The transcript is spliced from 19 exons. Gene Ontology annotation, cellular component: centrosome; centriole.